Botrytis fragariae is the source of this 1563-nucleotide messenger RNA. RefSeq lists its product as uncharacterized. The transcript has a single exon. NCBI's taxonomy places the organism in Eukaryota, Fungi, Ascomycota, Leotiomycetes, Helotiales, Sclerotiniaceae. The record is from RefSeq and is a predicted model, not a curated record. Bases 1 to 1563 code for a protein of 520 amino acids.
AUGCCUCCAAAGAUCUCGAAAAAAAGAUCCGUCAGUACUUCCGCAGAGUCACGUCAACCUAAACGCGCUCGUGUCGAUCUCGCGUCUCCUACAUCCGCUACCUCGAUUCCUGUAGAGAACGCGUCGAGUAAGACUGAAAAUAAUAAUACCAACAACGAGACUACCAAACCAAAACCGAAGCUGAAGAUUAUCCUCACGCUCAAACAAGAUGCAGAAGCAGUCAAAGUGUCUUCGAAAGCGACCCCAAAACAAUCAAUUGAACCUUUAGAGAAAGCAACUCAGAACAAAGGUUCAUCAACCAGGGUUAAAUCUCAAAAUUCUACCACAACUGGCUCUGUAGAUAAUGAGCCGAGCAAGAAGAAGAAAAAGUCAGAGGUAAAGGCAAAGACAACUCCAGUACCAUCGAGCAAGCCACCCAAGGCGCUUAAAGAACAAACGGUCAGUCCUUCUGAAGAGGCGAAGAACAAGAGUUCUCCUGUUAGUGUUGAGUCUGACAAGUCCACAACCUCUGUCUGUGUGGACGAUACACCGAGCAAGACUAAGCCAGAGACAAAAAAGAAGACAAAUGCAGUACCUACCGUGAGGGAAAUUAUUACUCCAAGGCCUAAAUUAGCCAGAUUAGCAUCAAAACUAGCACAAUUAGCACCGGCACCACCAGCACAAGAUGCGCCCAGCAAAUCUGAGAUUGCAGAAAAAGAAGUCGCUGCUAUUCGGAAGCGAUCGAACGAUGUAGAUGAGGCAAUGAUCAAGACCAAGACCAAGGCAAACACUAUCGCUACCGCUACCGCAAACACAACACCUCAAACAAACCAAUUUGUGUCCAUCAACACUCCGCAACCAAAGCUGAGGACACGAAAACCUCCCAGAGAACUCGAGGAUGGAGGAAACAAUGUUGUCGAUGGUCAAAUACAACCAAAUAAUCCAGAUGACGAGCUCGAUUUAGAAGCUAUCACCAAGGAAUUAGAUGCUCCAAAUACGUUACUACCAAAAUCACCGCCUCGAGACCCUGUCAAGCCAUUUGGGCCCAGAGAAAAGAAGGCCAUUACUAUUUGGAUGCGAGUGAACAACGCAGCUGGAACACGGGGUAACCUUGUAGCUUUCCAAGAGCUCUUAUACUCUCUAGGCUGCCUAGACCCAAGUUUUGACAAAGAUACCUUGGCGAAUUUUUACCAGCGCAUUGAGCGAUACAUUAUUAGAAUCAAGAAAUCAUUGAAAGAGUGCGGUGCAGUUUUGUUUCUAGAAGAAGAUAAGCUGGAAAUGGAACCGAUCUUUGCGGAUUGGACAGUCGUUUGGUUAGAAGAGGAUUGGGAUGGGGCUGUUGAUACGAAAGUUUACUAUACUGACAACUAUCUUGAGAAGUACUCACCUGCUUUUGAAGGAGACGAUGGAGGCGAGAGUGUUGCAGUAGAGCCGCCAGUCGACGAGCCAUUCGAAGAGGAGGUGGAGAUUCUUUAUGUGGAGAAUCCCGAUGAAGUCGUUGCCAAAAUCACCAACACUAACACUGGUAAAGUCAAAGUCCCAGUGUGUGAUUCUAACCCUUACGGAAUGGCAGAUUGGAAAUAA